Bolinopsis microptera is the source of this 3606-nucleotide messenger RNA. Its product is annotated as serine/threonine-protein kinase tousled-like 2. Gene Ontology annotation, cellular component: nucleus. Bases 14 to 2227 code for a protein of 737 amino acids. The transcript has 21 exons. The record is from RefSeq and is a predicted model, not a curated record. Gene Ontology annotation, molecular function: ATP binding; protein serine/threonine kinase activity. Lineage: Eukaryota; Metazoa; Ctenophora; Tentaculata; Lobata; Bolinopsidae. Gene Ontology annotation, biological process: intracellular signal transduction; chromosome segregation; peptidyl-serine phosphorylation.
AGGAUUGUGACAUAUGAAUACACUAAUAGAUGGGGAUGAAGUAGAGACCUGGAAUGUAACUAAACCUUCUAAAGAUACGACCCCUAAUGCUCCCAAAGGUCUAGAUCCUCAGAAAAGGGAGAUGUUAGAAGCACGAUUUGUCGGAAAGAACUCUUCGCCGAUUCAGCCAGUCAUGCCGCCGAGAAAACUUGAUUCAGAUUCUAAGAGUUUAGGACUACAUGAGUUCAGUGAUAACAGCAUCUCACAAGACGGUAUCUUGUCCCCGGCUGGAUCCCUUGCCGACAGGAAACGGCGCCGACUCGACAUGGACGGCGUUAAAAGUCCUGGUAACCGUAGCGGUAGAAAGAUCAGUGAAUAUUUCAAGAGCAACAACCCCCAACUGGACAAUUUAAACGGAAAUGCCAGGAAACCAGAAUCUGUCCUUAUAUACUCCGACAGCCAGGACGGAGCUGGAGCUAACAAUGGGAGACCGAGUACAGGGAACCAGGAACCCCUAUAUCUGAGAGCGGGAGCUAGCAGCGCUAACGACUCCAACUCUUCCUUUCAUUCGAACACUUCCUGUACUAACGAGUCAGCUUGUCAGACUGUGGUCACAGCGCAAGACUUGCGGAGAUUAGAAGAGAGCAGAAUGCCGCCCCCUUCAGAAUCAUCUCAACUUGUUGAGCUGGAGCUGCGCAGAACUAUUGAAAACCUCCAGAAUCAGUACAAGCAGAGGGAGGCAGAGUUCACCAGAGAGUUGGAGCAAGAGAGCCACAGAUACUCUGAGUGCCAAAAAGAGCUGAAAAUGCUCCUCCUCGAAAAGGUGGACAGAUACAGUAAGCAGUCGCGGGAGAGGUGUAAUAACAACAAGUUGAGAUUAGGACAAUAUAAUACUGUUAGAUCAGGAGCUCACUACCAAGAAGACUGGGUGAACGGUUAUGCGUUUCGAGAACACAAACAGAGAGUCGAACGAUUUAAACAGAACAAAGAGAGUUUAGAAAACGAUCAGAAAGUUCUUCGUCAAAAACGUAAAAUGAUGAACGGUCCGACUCCUAAGAAGGAAAAUAAAAGGAUUUCUGGGGAUGUUACACCGGUCAUAGACCAGCAGGAGCUUCACGAAAUGGAAGAAAUUCUGAAGAUAAAAGCUGCUGCACUCAAGAAGGAGGAGCUCGAUAUUCAGACCGAGAUCGAGAAACUGCAACAAGAGUGUCAACUUCACAUGAGAGAGAGCAAACGAAUACAGGCUGAAAACAACAGCAGAUUUAAAGAUAAUCCCACCCUGAAGAAUGGGCGGUACCUCCUGCUACACUUAAUUGGUAAGGGUGGGUUCAGUGAAGUCCAUAAAGCGUACGAUUUCGAAGGACAGCGUUAUGUUGCUUGUAAAGUUCACCAGCUUGCGAGUGAGUGGAAAGACGAGAAACGCGCCAACUAUUUGAAACAUGCUGUUCGGGAGUAUGACAUUCAGAAGAGUUUAAAUCACCCUCACAUCGUAUCACUGUUUGACGUGUUCGAGAUAGAUCAGAUGUCAUUCUGUACGGUGCUAGAGUUCUGUGAUGGCAACGACUUGGACUUCUACCUUAAGCAGAAUAAAAGUGUUAGGGAGCAAGAAGCUCGUUGUAUUAUAAUGCAGAUAGUAAGCGCUCUUAAGUAUCUUAACCUCAAGAAAAACCCUGUUAUUCACUACGAUCUUAAACCAGGGAAUAUUCUGCUGGUGGGUAAGGGAGACUUUAUCGGCAGCCUAAAGAUAACAGACUUUGGUCUCAGUAAAAUAAUGGAGAAUAGUCACGACGGUGGUAUGGAGCUUACUUCUCAAGGAGCCGGCACAUACUGGUACUUACCUCCAGAGUGUUUUACAGAGUCACCCAAGAUAUCCAGCAAAGUAGAUGUCUGGUCUAUAGGAGUCAUCUUUUAUCAGUGUUUAUAUGGCAAGAAGCCAUUCGGUAACAACAUGGCACAAGACGCUAUCCUCAAGUUCAACACUAUCUUGAAAGCUAAGGAAGUGGAGUUUCCAGCUUCCCCUAAGAUAUCACAGGAAGCCAAGACGUUUAUAAGAAAGUGUUUAUCGUACCGGGCUGAUCUGAGAGUAGACGUGUUGCAGUUAUCAGAAGAUCUUUAUCUCAAACAACCUCCCAAGCGGACUAAGAGCGAGAAAAUGCAGCCCCCGGUGGUACCAGAAGCGCCCCCAUCUCCCAUUCCCCAGACAAUGGGCACAUUCCUUCCUCCAGUAGUAACCAGUAGUCACUCCUAACCCUGCUCCAACGUGCCGCGUUGUCAUGACAACCUAAGCGUGCAGCGCGCGCACACCUCCCUACAUUAUUCAUGUGCUCUGAGACGAGAAAAGAGCUGCGAGUGUUAGUUGAAAAUGCUUCCCGUCUCAAGUUUACACCGUCAAAUUUCCUGUUUUGUACGUGAUCAUGGAAAAUAUUUCUUUAAUUGCGACAAGUAUAUUUUUAUUGAUAACAGAUUUUUAAGGCACGGGAAGCAUUUUCGAUAUUGGAACGUGUUAAGACACCCGAACACUUUAGUAUGAUUUACACAAAGUUGUAAAAGACCAUUUUGCUACGUUGCCUAGCGAUUUACUUUCUUUAUUUACAUUGCGAAUUUUGUUUGAAAAAUUUAUAUAUGUGUGGCGUGAGUAGAUAGGAGAUAAGAAGGGCGCUACUUAAUGACGUCAUAAAUCACGUUUAAUGACGUCAUAUCUCAUGUUUAAUGACGUCAGAUACCAUGUUUUAUGACAUGAAGUCUGUUUCGUCACGACAUCGUUUCUGGUGACGUCGUUAUUUGGUCUACAAUUUUAAGCUUUAAAAUUUAGUAAGUUGCCCUUACAUUAGAAUUCUCCUUACAGUGAGAUAAGUACUUAACUACUACUUCAUGAUAAAAUCCCACGAUUUUGAGGCACAUUUCGGCUCAUCGCAAUUUCAACAGAUAAGUUUUAACGACAUAAUUCCAAUGUCAUGGUUAAGUACAUAGUUUGAAAUGGUGUUCAAUAUUUCAUUUGAAAUUGGUCAAAUAGAUCGUUUAGUAAGUAGUACACUGCACUACUCAAAAUAACAGAGUUACUUUAACUUUUUUUUUAACGUAAAAAUCUACGAAAUUUUCAUUCUCUAAAUCACGCUCACCAUUAAAAUCAUCUUGAAUUCAAAUGUUCGGCAAAAUCUAUGAACAAAUUUGAAAUUUCUCACAGGUUGCGUUAUUAAAUUUUCUGAGAGCCCUCAUUAAUUUCAUUCCUACGAUACCAAAUAGACACCACAUCUCCGAAAAUGUAACUAGCGAUGAGCCGGUGCCAGUAGAAUGGUUUAAGUGCGCUUUUUAGAAUGGAUGCUAACUGGCAGGUUGACUAGCGGAGUAAACUGGUCCGGGUAUUAACUUUAUCAGCUGUAGUGACAUGCACACGUGAUUCCGACUACUCUCCACGUGCACAGAAAUUCCGGACUUAUUUUGAACCUAUGAUGUUUGCUAAGAUCGUGUUCUGUAUGUAAAAUUAGGUACUUUUGUGGUUGAGAGCGCGUCGGAAUCUAGUGCUGUGUCCACUGAAUGCGAUAGGUUAUGAGAAUAGCCUGGUAACAAUGGUUUUGAUCAUUUGAACUGAAAAUUGUUGUUUUGGGGUUGUUUGAAUUGCGUUCCUUC